Molecule: messenger RNA, 3039 nt
Organism: Arabidopsis arenosa
Lineage: Eukaryota; Viridiplantae; Streptophyta; Magnoliopsida; Brassicales; Brassicaceae
Source: the annotation of a GenBank genome assembly
GGGUUUACGUUGCGUUCCGUUAAGGUCAAAGAGAUUUUAAAACAAAACCCUCCGUGUCUGAAGAUCACGAUACGAGUUCACCGCCGGAAACAACAAGAGGCGCGAGUCGAUCAAGGUCAAUUUUUUAUAUUUCUUCCCCGAUCUUUUACAGAUCAUGGAUUUGGAAAAACUACUUUCUGAAUCACAAAAGCUUGCCCAAGAAGAAUGUCAUUCAGAAGUCAGUCCUCUGCAUCUUGCGGCCACUUUGAUUUCAGAUAAAAAUGGAAUUUUUUUUCAAGCUAUCACUAAGCUUGGAGGGGAAGGUGCUGUUUCAUCAAUUGAAAGGGCUCUUAAGAGAGCUUUAAAACAACAAAUACAGUCUCAACCUCCUACACUCUCUUCUGAUGUUGCACAAAAGAAGGGAAAGAAGAAGAAGAAACGCAUUCUUGAAAACUCUGCAGUAUUGUUGUUGAGAAAUGGUGCCAAAAGUGUGGAUGAUUUGAUUUUGGGUCUUCUUGAAGAUAGAUGUAUCAUGGAAGCCUUGAAAGAAACUGCUGUUCAACCGAAAAUGUUGAUGCGUGUGGUGAAACAACUCCGGGAACCAAAUUUUCUGGCCCUGCACACAUACGGAACAGACUUUGUGGCGACAUCACUCCUCAUCGACCCUGUCAUCGGGAGAGAAACAGAGAUCGAUAACGUAAUACGUGUUCUCUUAAAGAAGAAUAAAAACAAUCCUGUAUUGGUUGGAGAACCCGGCGUUGGGAAAACUGCUGUCAUUGAAGGGUUGGCUCAAAGGAUACGCUUAGGAAAUGUUCCAACACCUCUGCAAGGUAUAAGAAUCUUUGCUAUUAGUUUAGUUGCAUUAGCAGCGGGGACUGGGAAUAGAGGUGAUUAUGAAGAGAGGCUGCUAGGUGUUAUAAAAGAAGUAGAAGAAGCUAAUGGGAAUGUCGUCAUGUUUUUUGAUGAGAUUCACAUGCUCCUUGGUGCCGGUGGUGACGGUUCAAAUGAUGCUGCGAAUAUGCUCAAGCCCAUGCUCGCUAGAGGUUCGUCUCGGUGCAUUGGCGCAACAACUAUUGAAGAAUACCAAACCUACAUUCAACGAGAUGCCGCAUUUGAAAGAAGAUUCCAGAGAGUAAACGUGCGGGAGCCCACUAUCUCUCAAACUAUCGAAAUACUUCGCGGGCUGAGAGACAUGUACGAGAAAUAUCACAAAGUGAAGAUAGAGGAUAUGGCUCUCGUGUUUGCCGCACAACUCUCUUCCCGAUAUAUCACAGAUCGUUAUUUUCCAGACAAGGCUAUUGACGUGCUUGACAAUGCAUGUGUGAAUGUUCGAGUGACACUCGAAGGGAGCUCUGUUGGACCGGCUAAUAUUUCUGAGGCGGUAAGCCAAAUGAGUGGAAUCCCGGUUUCUAAAAUUGGCCGAACCGAGAAAGAGAAUCUUAUAGGCCUGGCAGAAAAGCUCCACGAGAGAGUGGUUGGACAAGAUGAAGCAGUAAAUGUGGUUGCUGAUUCGAUUCUGAGAUCAAGGACCGGAAUAGGAAGUCCAGGGAAACCGAUUGGAUCGUUUCUUUUCCUCGGGCCUACUGGAGUAGGCAAAACGGAGUUGGCCAAGGCUGUGGCCGAAAUUCUGUUUCAGGGGGAGAAAGGACUCAUCCGUAUAGAUAUGACAGAGUAUAUGGAAGAACACACGGUUUCCAGACUCAUUGGGGCACCACCGGGGUAUGUUGGCUAUGAGAAAGGUGGACAGCUUACAGAUGCUGUCCGUAAAAGACCGUACUGUGUCAUACUCUUGGAUGAGGCAGAGAAAGCCCACACAGCAGUUUUCAACACACUUCUUCAAGUGUUUGAUGAUGGCAGAUUAACCGACGGGCAAGGACAGACUGUGGACUUCAAGAAUGCAGUGAUAAUUAUGACCUCAAAUCUUGGUGCAGAGAAACUGGCCUUAGCCCUUAAUAGUGAGAUUUCAAUGUCAGUUGCCCGGGGACGUGUGAUGGAAGAUGUCAAACGGUUUUUCAAACCUGAACUUCUGAAUAGGCUGGACGGUGUAGUGAUCUUUGAGCCUCUCUCUCACAAGGUGAGGAGGAAAGUAGCUGAGCGACAAAUGAAAUCACUUAAGGACCGGCUCAUGCAAAAGGGCAUCACUUUGGCAUGGACAGAUUCUACUGUCGACUUCAUUUUAAAAAAGUGUCAUGACCCGGGGAAUGGGGCGAGGCCCAUCCAAAGGUACAUCGAGAAUAUGAUUGUCACCCAUCUCUCUAGAAUGAUCGUUGAAGAUGAAAUUGGCACAAUGGCGGGUGGAACAAAAUCACAACCCAAAAGGCAAAAGAAAACAACAACCGCAAAUGAGACACAAACCACACCGGUUGUUCAUUGGACCACGGAAGAGAAGAUGGCUCGUCGCAAGAUGUCACAAGUCAUGCCACUCCCAACGCGUUUUGCAAACCGCGCAAUUCUUGAGAGGAUGGGAGUGCUUGAUACAUUUGAUGAGCUUCUAAAGAAGAUGGGACUUAGUUUUUUCGGGACAAUGGAUGUUCCCACGUUCCCAUUGCCUACCUUGGACUUCUUGUUCACCAUGCAAUACACAUUCGCGAACCCAAAAGUUCCAAUAGCCAAAGAAGGGAUCAUCCACUUCAAGAUCAAGAACAUGGGGUACUCGAUCUCUAUUCCCGACCUUUGUGAGGCAUAUGGAUUCGCCAACAACAACUCUAUGUGUUUCCCACAAUUCAAAGGGAUUCACAAGCUUUGGAAUGUGAUUGCUAACGGGAACUUUGUUGGGAGCUCCGCCAAAAUUAAGAGAGUCCGUCAUCCCGUAAUCCGCUACGUCUUGAAGCUCAUUGCACAUGCCUUCUUUGGGCGAAGUGACACGGCCGCCACUACGGUAACCGAGUUGUGCUUCCUCUUCCAAGGAUUGAAAGACGUGUUAUUGGAUUUUGGAGAAGAUGCGGAUAGUGGAAAAGAGAAAUGAUCAAGAAUUUGGAGAGUGGAAAAGGCCUUAAUGUCUAAAAGUUUUGGGGUUUGAUUAGGAAAAGAGAUGGUGAUUAAGAAAGGGUAGAAAUAGGA